Rhopilema esculentum is the source of this 6490-nucleotide messenger RNA. Lineage: Eukaryota; Metazoa; Cnidaria; Scyphozoa; Rhizostomeae; Rhizostomatidae. The record is from RefSeq and is a predicted model, not a curated record.
GACAAUUGAAUGAGAUAGUGUUUUCUCUUUCACUUGACCACUCUAAAUUCUUGAAUAAUUCAAAAGUGAUGUGAUCGUUCAUGAUAUCGGAUAAAAGUUUACAUUUAAAGACUGCUUGAAAGUAACAGCAAAUAUUCUUAUGGUUCUGUCAAGAAGCAAUCGAGAUUUCAUAAACACAGAGCCCUUCCCAAGAGCAAUCACGGAUAACAAUCCUUAUGCAGGCGGAAGGAACAAGCAUCUGUAUGGGCAUCACCAGACACUUUUUGAAAAAGAAACUGACAAUACACUGUCACCAAGAUCCAAGCUGGACAGUUUUUCAAGGAAACAGCAUUUUGUUCACGGAAAGCCAUCUUGUGGAUCGUCUAGCAACACUCUAAUGUACGGUGGAAUACCUGCAACAGCACCGUAUGCUAAUACGAUGCAAAAUAAUACAGUAAGCAGAGGGAGUUAUGACAGAGGUAUGAGGUCGCAGCAAGAACAGAAACAAUCUACAGGGUUUCUUUAUGGUGAGCAUGAUACGAAAGUUGGCGUGCCGCAACCACAGAGGCGAAAAGAAAAGGAAGGUUUGCCACCCUGGAUGGUUGACAAAACAUCGGCGGAAGUAAGAAAGCGUGAGAUGCAGGCAAGAGAAAUCGAGGAAGAUAUUGCGAGAUCAAGACUUGAGAAAGCAAAUCAAAGAGCCCAUAAAGCGGUUGAGCAGAGAAAGGACUUGGAAAUGCUACAGAGUUACAGACCUUGGGGAAAACCGGGAGGAGGAGCACCCCGUGGCUUGGAAAACGACCGAAAUGCAACAAUGAGAACCCGGAAUGUUGGACUGCUUGGAGAUGAUAAGGACCAAGUUUUUCCGUUCGGGAAACCAGGAGCUGGUGCCCCAAAUCGAACCGAGUCAGGACGAUUGAAGACAAAAUUAGCCGGAGAUACGACUGUACGGCUAAGAGCUCAUAAAGAUGGCCGUCCGGUAGAUUUCAUACCCAUGAAAAAUGCGAAUACAGAUGAGUACAAAACUGAACUAGAUAGGCAGGCAGAAGAAACAAGGCACCGAAGACAUUGGGAGAAAGAGCAGGAUUUUCAGCAUGACCUGGAAACGCUGAGGUAUGAUCCUUAUGGACGCCCUGGUGGAGGAGCUCCCUUGAGAGCUGACGAUGGUACACAUAAAGCAGGACUUCCACUGCAACUCUCAAACGACAUCUAUGAAUUGAGAACCAAAGAACCAAGAAACUCGCAUAAUUUUUCAGGGAACGUAGACGAAGAUUAUAACCAGGCAAUACUUCCAAAACCAGAUGCAUCGAGAAAAGAGAAACAGGAAGUUCUGAGGAAAGAAUACUCAGAUGAGGAAAUGAACCAGGGAUUUCAAUUUGGAAUGCCAGGAGCCGGAGCCCCAAUCAGGGAUAAGAAUGGCAAAAUUGUGGCCCAUGGAAGACAGACACUUGUGAAAGACAAGACUGGAGCUCUUGUUAAAUCUCCAACAAAACCAAGGGAAGACUCAACGUACUUUCCAUUUGGUAAACCCGGCGGAGGAGCACCAAUCAGGGAUGACAGAGGGCGAGUUCGUGCGGGCGUGACAGGAGCAGUCGAGAACGAGAAAACGGGUAAAUCAAAUGCGAACCAAGAAAGUAUAGAAGCAAAGAAGGAAUAUCUCUCCACCUUGAGGAAAAUGCAAGAGGAAAGAGAAAACCAAAGGAAUAGAGAGAAAAGUGACAUUCUUGAACCGGCACCUGCCGUCUCUCAGUGGAUACAACGUGGCGCGGUAGGUCGCCCAAAGUAUGAUCCAUACACGCACCAAAUCAAGGCCGAUCCUAUCGUCACUUCAGAUGUCACAAGACAGAGAAUGAACAUUCAUCCACAAGCGUCUGAUAAGAGCAGACAAUAUCAUAACGAGCUGGAUGAAAUCGUUAGACAACGAGAAGAGAGGAAGAAGAAAGACUCAUUAGAGCAAAGACAGAAAUCAGUUGAGCAUGCCAAAGCAAUGGAACGAGCCUGGGGGAAACCGGGAAACGGUGCUCCAAACAUCGAUACUAAAAAGGCCAAAAUUGAAAUGAUGCCAGCCGAUCAUGGAAUGAAAUGGAGAGACAAUUAGUUACCAUAGAAACGAACCAUGGCAAACGAAACUAAGCAAAGGGGAUUUUUGUUACUACCGAUGCAUGCACACGUAUAUUUAGGUUUUUAUAUAGAUAGUGUAACGGUAUUGUCUUCAUUGGCAUAGGUAUUAAGCAUGACUUUGAAAGUUACUCUUAAGAAACCCAUGCAUCCUUUACUCAACAAAUACAAGUCAAAAUUUUCACUUCCCCGUUUGCAAGUGAGAGUCAUAAAAUUUUAAAAAGAUAAAACCUAGAAUAAUCCAAAACCUUUGGGUUGUGAGAACCCAUUCAAAGCCUGGGCGCUCUCAACAUUUCAAGCAUCUGGAAUUUUCCUUUAUAAAGUCUUGUCUAAUGUCUAUUCAUUUCAAUUUUAUAUAUAUAUCUUAAUAUCUAAUCAAUUUGUACUCAUGUAGCCUUUGGUUUUCUUCUGUAUAAAGAAAUACAGUAAAAUUAUUUAUUUCAAGGCCUUACCACGAUUUUUUUGAUCAUCUAUUAGCUACAACUUCUGUUGUCUCGAUUUUUCAUUUCACUGCUUCGCUUUUACAAGAAUCUGGGCUAGUAUUUCAAAUGUUAAUGAUAAAAGACAAGGUAAUGUUUUGCUGAAUUUCGUAACAUUUUUUUGGAAUAGGGUUGUCUAUUUCCAUCUUUUUUAAUCCAUCAUUAAAUGCUCUAUCGAUCGAUAUGACGUAUUUGGCCGAAAAAUCGCCAUUUGCAAAUAUCAGUUUCAAAAAGUUUAUAGGAAUCGUAAUACACAGGAGUAAAGAAACGUGAGUCUGCAUAAUCGAUCAGCACAAGAAAGUUUAGCAGAUCUGGAUGUUUUACGUUUUGCAAAUUGCUUUAUUCAGAUGCAUAAAAGCAUAUUGUUUGCUGCGGCUUGAACUAUAAACACUGCAUCUUGUUAUAGGCACCCAUUGUAGACCUAGAAGAUCUUUAUCAUUAAAAUCGUUGCCAGUUUCUGACCUCAGUUAUAAUUACCCAUUUGAUUCCAGGAGAUUAACCUUUUAACCCAGUUACUUUUUUCACACCUAUAGGGUCAUGUAGUCAUAAGCACAAAUUGGCAAACAAAGUAACUUUAUUUUCAAACAAUGUUGACUGAUAAUAUAGUCUUCAAUCGAGAUAAUAGGUAUUACUGGUAAGGUCAAAGGAACUGAAUGCCUGCCUUAUCGAAUCACCUGCCAAACCGAAUGUUACCCAUAGCAUCUAGGUACGAAAAUCUGGGCCUAAAUUCUGCCUAAGCGACCUAGCAACCGAAAUCGUAGUUGCAUUAUCGGCAGUGAUCUGGCUCUUGAAAAUUCAUGAGAUGGAUUUUACCCUUUACCAAGAGGUUUGUUCUUUAGUCUAUUUGAUUUUUUAUUUUGUUAAAUUUGAUGCUAUAUUUUUUUAAGCUAAGGUGAUUAGUUCAAUAAGCUUAAAGAUAUAUUGAGCGAAAAUGUAUGUUAACUAGAUGAACAUUUACCUCUGGCAAAUAUCUUGUUUAUUGAGUAUACAUCCAUGAUGAUAAAGUUUGUGUCUUCAGCGCGAGAAUCUCACGGUUGACUGGAUGCACGAAAACAACAAUAACCCAGUUGCCUUUUCACUGUAUUAAGAGGGAAGAAAAUCUGCUUAAAGGAGGAUACUCAUGCUUUUUUACUUGCUAAACAUCCCUCAAAACAUUAAAAAUAUUAUGCCUAGAAUCAAGGGUCUCCUGGAAUGAAUUUCAGCGUAAUGCACUUUUAUUAGUGCAAAUAUAAAACAUUUUGGUAUUGAAAGUAAUGCAUUAUGCCUUGAAGCAGAAAAUGAUUUUGCAAACUGAUAUUUUUUCUAUGCAAGUUCGUAAUUUUAGUUUACAAUAGUUGACAAUAAUGCUCCUACUGACACUGCUCUCUCAGUUUUUCUCUAAGUCAAAUAUCAUGUGCAGAGUUUAUCGCUAGGUCAAACGUUUAAUCUAAGUUUCCUGUCUUAUUAGAUGAGAUAGAGCCACUGAUAGCUACAGCAAUAACUGCUGUCCGUUUACCAAUACCGAUCUUAGAGUUCAAGGUCCCUUUGCACAAAAUUAGUUGAUAGGCUGCAACAGAAACUUUAUCUCGAAGAUUGCGUUAGUUGUUAUAGAAGACUGGCAGAGGAAGAAACAACACAACAGCCUACUCUGAGGAAUGAAAAUGAGGCUUUCGAGAUUUUAACUUAAAUUGUUUUCAUGCGGUUACCAUUGCAAGUAGUCAAGAUUUGUCAGUUGAGACUUUCUACGCUACUUUUAAUAAUUCAAUUCCUUGGCUUUUUAUAAAGAAAAAUUUGCAGGGAAUAAAGAUAUAGUUAAAUGAAAAAACCGAUAGGGUAAGCGAGUGACCUUAAGGUCCACUCGCCCUUAGAUUUUUCAUAGCAUUUCAACGAGAUUUUAACUUAAAUUGUUCUUAAAACAUAAAAUGAGAGUCAAGUUUGAGUUGCGGGAUUGGUUAGGCCUUUCGAAAAAUUUAGCAAAUGUAGCCUUUCUCUAAACACAGAUCUAGGCUUGCAAUGUCUGCGAUUUGAAUGUUAUUGUUGAAACAAACAUGAUGGAAGUAAUCAGAGAAAAGGAAAUAAAAAUUGAUUCUUGGAAGAGCAUCCUUAUACAUCCGUUUAACUGCAAAUACAGUCUUAGAACACGGUAAAAUUUGCCGCCAUCAUGCCGAAAUGAAAAUUCUUCAUGGUUCAUUGAGCAGGAAAUGAACCAUUUCAUAUUGCUUGUUAUUUAAUCAUCCAAAAACAAUAGAUUAAUUGUGACAUGUGUUAUAAUCAUGUCGAUGCGAUAUAUUGUUAAUAGAGAAAGAUUGCUUAUCGUAUUUCGCAACUGUUUAAGCAUGUUAAUGAGAUUUUAUCUUGCACCGGUCCUAAACCAUUCACAUCAUAAGAAAGUUAGAAAUAUUUUCUCCAAUCAAGCGUGAAGCCCCUCAACAAUAGGAUAUACCGGCACGUUAGCUCGACUACUUCCUCGUAACCUUCCUAGUGGACUAGUCCAUGCUCAUUGUGAACUUCAAGGUCGACUGUUAUUCCUUAUGACAAAAGGAUUGCGAUGGAUCAUGCUGAGCAAGGAGAGUUCUGGAUGUCGAUGCCUGUUGUCUUGCCCUCUUCACCACAACCAUCACCAGCAUCACCAGUAGAGCCACUGGACCUUAGGGAUAUUGGCGACCUGCCUGUGAAACUAGAGCUACGGUAUGCUAUAGAGUCGAGAAGAAACGAGAAAGGUUUAGAUAUUCCACCUACAAUGGUACAGCCAAAGAAACUGAGACUCCAGCUCACUCCAGAAGAAGAGGAAAGGCGAAGAGUCAGAAGACAAAGGAACAAAUUAGCAGCAUCGAAAUGCAGGGUGAAGCGCAAAAAUCAUGUUCGCUGUUUAAUGAAGCAAUCUGACGAUCUUACAAGAGCCAACAACAAAUUAGAAGUAGAAAUUGCUAAGCUGCGUCACGAGAAAGACAAGUUAAUGGACGCCCUAAAAGCCCAUCUUUGCGCUAGAGGUGAACACCACCAAGAGAAUAGGAAACGAAACUCUGCAUAGUGAAACAAACUUAGGUAGCUACUUUGAAGAAUGAAAAUUAGCACUUAGAACGCAGUGAAAUAGUUCGUGAAGGUGGAGUCCCGUAAGAGUGACUAUAAUGUGAAUAUGAAGUUCCUUAAGAUAUCAACAUAACUUCCCUAUUAACUGUUCAUUUUGACCCCACAACUAAUAGAAAUUUGACUAAAUAAAACGAUACCCUUUUUAACAGAUUCUCAAAAAUGACAACUUUACUCGGAUCUAGAUUAAAAAAUAUGCUACUCUGGCGUUGAAGUAACUUCGCUUAAAGGAAUGUAUUGUUGUAGGUAUCCGUUUCAAGUUUGUAUUUAAACGCUUUAUAAAAAGUUCAGUUGUUUCAGAAAUCUUGAAAAGGCUCAGGUUGGCAAAAUAUUGUCAAUUUUACGCAAAAACACCCACGAAUGGUAUCACACAUACCAUUAGGAACCCAUUUUUGGCAGCUCUUGACUUCAACAUGACAUUGUAUGUAGAUGACUUUGAAACGAAUCAUUUCUUGAUAUUUUGUAUUUAGUUUUUCAUAUUCUUCUGGAAGUGUUUAAUAUUUGCAUUUUUGGGAAUUUUUCUAUUUUCUCUUUACAAAAGAAUUAAUAGGGUUUUGAAAAAAGAUGUUCUAAAAAUUUGUAUACAGAUUCUUAACUUUUAAAAUUUGUAAAGUUUGAGAUUUUCUCAAUUUUUCAUACAUGUGAGAUGAUUUUCGUGUUUUUAUGUUUUUGUAUCAACAAACAAUCAUUGUAAAUAGUUUAGUGAUAAUGUAAAUUUUUUUGUGAAUCAUGUUUUUUCAAAUUUUUUUCUUGAGAAAUGAUGGAUGAUAAAAUUAUGAUAUGAACUUGGGCUCGGUUUUUUUCGAGAUCUGAUCAAAUUUUUUUAUCCAAGGAAAUCAAAUAUGGGC